Molecule: messenger RNA, 1149 nt
Organism: Salvia miltiorrhiza (redroot sage)
Lineage: Eukaryota; Viridiplantae; Streptophyta; Magnoliopsida; Lamiales; Lamiaceae
Exons: 1
Coding region: 1-1149 (382 amino acids)
Molecular function (GO): nucleic acid binding; RNA-DNA hybrid ribonuclease activity
Source: RefSeq, a predicted model, not a curated record
AUGGAUGAUUAUACGUGGGAUAGUGACAAACUUCAGGGCAUUUUACCAGCUAAUGAACUCGGCAAACAACACUCUCAUAUGAAACCGAUGGAUUCUAGACCGGAUACUCCCUUCUGGCCGUCUGGAAAGUUUGGUUCUUUUACGGUGAAAUCUGGGUACUUACUUGCUUGCUCUUUACGUCAACGCAAUGAGGCUUCUCCCUCUCGAUUGGAGAAUCCACUGUGGAAUUGGAUUUGGGGUCUUGAGGUAGUCCCAAAGGUCAAGCUGUUUUUGUGGAAAUGUCUCUCGGGAGCUCUCCCAACUUCUCAAGCUCUGGUGGUACGUUCUAUUGACAUGGAUCCGAUUUGUCGCAGAUGUGGAGCCUCUGAGGAAACUGUAGAGCAUGCUCUUAGAGAUUGCCCAUGGGUCUCUUUUUUUUGGGAAAGUUCGGUUCUUAGAAUCCAGCCAAUACCGCCAGAUGGUUUGUUCUCUUUGGAGGAAUGGUUUGAAAGAAUACGUCAGAAUCCUCAUAAAGAAGUUCACCAAUCUUUUGCUUCUCUGCUGUGGUCUUUGUGGUACGCUCGAAAUUUGCUGGUUUUUCAGGGAAAGGUUUUAUCUCACGAAGAUUGUGUUGGGGUGGCGCAGCGAGCUAUCUGGACUAGGAGGGUGUGUUUGGGGUCGGCUGCUGCUAAACCUGCGACUUUGACGUGCAACCAAGAUGUGCAGCUCAAGAUCUCUUGCGAUGCUGCUUUGGAUGGAGUUGCAGGGAUGGGGUUUGGGGCUGUUAUUUCUAAUAGAGACGGUGAGAUUGAGGGUUGUAGUUACGGCCAUAGACAAGGAGUUUUUUCUGCUUUGGAAGGGGAAGCAAUUGUUGUGUUGGAAGGUCUUUUAUUGUGCAAGGAGCGUGGAAUUUCGAGUGCUAUUAUUGAGACGGAUUGUCAACCUUUGUUCUGGCGUCUGUCUAGAAGAGAUACGGAUUUAUCCUAUGUUGGAGACACCCUUUCUGAGAUUUUUAAGGUGGCUGCGUUGAUGAGAGAUUGCGAGUUCAGCUGGACUCCACGUGAAGGGAACGAGAUUGCUGAUCGUCUUGCUAAGUUUAGUCUUUCUUUUCGUUGUUCUGCUGUUUUUUCUUCCUUUUUGCCAGCUGAUGUAAACUUUUCUGUUUCGUGA